This is a messenger RNA of Anopheles moucheti, 1700 nucleotides long. It is a transcript of the gene Sec20, whose product is annotated as vesicle transport protein SEC20. Bases 387 to 1091 code for a protein of 234 amino acids. Gene Ontology annotation, cellular component: endoplasmic reticulum; SNARE complex. The record is from RefSeq and is a predicted model, not a curated record. Gene Ontology annotation, molecular function: SNAP receptor activity. Lineage: Eukaryota; Metazoa; Arthropoda; Insecta; Diptera; Culicidae. Gene Ontology annotation, biological process: retrograde vesicle-mediated transport, Golgi to endoplasmic reticulum. The transcript is spliced from 3 exons.
UCUGCAGGCCUCAUUCAAUGUUUCCAACUCACGCAACAUCCCAAGAUGGCUCAGACACACGCUGAGAGCUCAAGCGAGGCGAGAGAUCGCUCAGCCCCGGAUCGGAAUAUGUGAAUAUAGUAGGCCAACGAUUUUAUUGAAACGGGGGUUUCUGCGCUUGUCACGUAGCAAAACGUCAAUCGGAUUCCAUCAUCUGGUCUCCUGUCUCCUUGCGGCUGUCAGUCGUCGUGGCGAAAAGCUUUGUUUACACCCGAAAGAAUAAGCCAACAAACUUAUUAGCAUUCCAGUAAAGACCAACUUAUUCCUUAUUAGCAGUAAAGCCUAGUAUAAUUUGAGAAAAUAGCAGGAAGAACUGCCAAAAGUUGUGUGGAUUUAGUUACACGAAAAUGGUGCUACCAAACUACACCGACGUUUCGGCAAUGCGACAAGAGGUACUGGACAAUAACUUACGCACAAAGGCAAUCAUUAUGGACAUCACAAACUUUCGUGGCACGUUACGUGAGCUGGAAACAUUGAAUGAGGCUGGCAGAGAUAAGCUGGCCGCACUGCGAAAGUGUAUCGAUCGAAUGGAUGUGUUGGCACGGGAUGAGACGGACGACAAGCUCGCUGAGGAGGUAGAAAAGAAUCGCGAACAGUAUGCCAAAACGCUGCAAGCCUUCCGGAAAGCGAAUAUUACAACCAUGCUUGAGAUAGAAAAGUCCAACAAGGAGGAACUCUUUGCUCUACGUCCGGAAGCGAGCGAAAUACGACAGCGGAAGCUGACGAACGCUAGUGCUGGUUCGAAGACGUAUCGCAGCUCUGCGUUGCUGUUACAACAGGAAAGUGUUACCGAACGGAUGAUUUCCAUCUCGAAGCAACUGCACGAUACGACACAGAAAUCGGCCGCGACGCUCGAUAUGCUCUUAACGACCAGUGCGACGGUGGAAAGUACGCGCGACGAGCUGCUGAACACGGCCGGCAAAAUCUACCAGUCGAGCAAACUACUGCAGAAAUACAGCCGCCGGGACUGCACCGACAAAGUCCUCGCCUUUUUCGGCUUGCAAUUGUUUUUGGUUAGUGUUUUCUAUGUGCUUUGGAAACGUUUAUUUUAACAGAGUUACGAACACGUUAAAUUUAAUUGUUUAAUGCUACCCGGGUGAAUUUACGUAGUAGGGAGAAGGAGCUACAGCUGGAGCAUGCGGUUCACAAAUACCGAAUUGAUUUAGAACAGGGUUCUCCAAACUUAUCAGUCCACGGGUCGCAUAGAUUGAAGAAAAAAAUCUUAGUUGGGGGACUUUUGCACAUUAACUUGCGGGCCAUUUACACAGAGGCUGGAGGCACUCGAGGGCUGCAGUGUGUAGACCCCUGACUUAGAGUAACAAAACGGUGAGCCUCAGCCCCAUCUAAUGUUCGGAUCACAAACCGUUACAGCCCGAAAGCAUGGAUAAAUAUUAUUCUACCUAAAAAAUAAUUGCCAGGUGAUAGCGCAUCUGUAAAUAACGAGGUUAACGAAUAAAUGAUUGUAUAUAAAUUGUAGCAAAAUACAGGAUUAUUUCUCGAUAAUGUGAUCUUGAUGAACAAGUCACCACCUGGAGAUCUUUCAUCUCAGUCACGUCUCCUUAGUAUGUAGAGUACAGAGUACAUUAUUAGGAGUCAUUCUAAACUAACGAAUUAGUUGAAUGAAGUUCACUGUAAUGAAAGAAUUAAUAAAGUCUCAUACU